AUGUAUGCCACGCAUCCUGCUUUCCAGUACAACCGCCAAGAUACUGCUCGGGACGGGGUCACCUCGUUCCUACGCGGGAUAUCCAAACCGCACCCGCCGCCUCCUUUCCCUCCUCUCCUCUUCCCCGGCGGCACCAGUCCGUCAAAGGUCAUGCCGGGGUACACCGGCCCAUCAAACGGCAUCAUGCCGUCCACCGGAACCCCGGCAUCUCCUCCAGCCGGCGUCAUAAAGACGGGCGCCUGCGCCGGUCUGUUCCUCCGUCGCCUCCUUUCCCUCUCCCUCUCCCUAUCCCGUCCCGCGUACGGUGGCGGCCUCCGCCGGGCCGUCCUCGCCAUGGUUCUUCUCAUCAUUCUCUGCCUAGCUCUUCGUCGUCGUCUUCUCCAGGCGGCCGCCGUCGCGCCGCAGCUGGCGUUCGGACACCGCCGGGCGCGGGCGCAGGCGCAGGCGCGGUGGCGACGGUGCCCGCCGAGAGCGGCGGCGGCGGCGGCGGCGGCGGCGGUUGUGGCGGUAGUAGUGUGCGGAAGGGCGGGCCCGCGCCUCCAGUAG
Molecule: messenger RNA, 546 nt
Organism: Parascedosporium putredinis
Lineage: Eukaryota; Fungi; Ascomycota; Sordariomycetes; Microascales; Microascaceae
Source: the annotation of a GenBank genome assembly